Messenger RNA from Acanthamoeba castellanii str. Neff, 846 nucleotides. RefSeq names its product nucleotidyl transferase superfamily protein. Gene Ontology annotation, biological process: biosynthetic process. Bases 1 to 846 code for a protein of 281 amino acids. The transcript is spliced from 5 exons. The record is from RefSeq and is a predicted model, not a curated record. NCBI's taxonomy places the organism in Eukaryota, Discosea, Longamoebia, Acanthamoebidae.
AUGGAGGGAAAGGGAGUGGGCGCUGUCGUGCUGGCUGCUGGCUACGGCACCCGCCUGGAACGCGACCUUCGGCAGGACACCUCUGGCCUCGCAUUAGUCCCAGUGGGCGGCAAGCCCCUGUUGGACUAUUGGAUGGAGGCGUUCGAGCGCAGCGGCGUGGCGCCGGUCUACGUCGUGUGCAACACGCGGCACGAGGAACACUUCAAGCGGUGGGCCGAGGGGCGCGCCUUUCCGCUCGACCACAUCAUCAACGAUGGGUCGACGUGCAACGAGGAGCGCAAGGGCGCCAUCGGCGCGCUGCACCUGGCCAUGAAGAUGAAGGACCUGAGCGGCGACCUCUUGGCGGUUGCGGGCGACACGCUCUUCGACACGGACUUCAAGCUGGAGGAGGUCAUAGACCACUUCAAGAGCCUGGCGGCCGGCGAGAGCCUCAUCACCUACUAUGAGAUCAAGGACAGGCAGGAGGUCACCAAGCGAGGCAUCAUCGAGGUUGAUGAGAACGACAAGGCAAUGAUCAUGCUCCUCUACUACCACGAUCAAAACAUUGUGGAGUCUAACACUGUGACCAAAUUCCUGGAGAAGCCCAAGGUGGAGGAGACCGAGUCAAGCAAGGCGUGCCCGCCCCUUUACAUCUACAGCAAGUCCGCGGUGCCCUUGAUCAACCAGUAUGUUGACGAAGCCGAGGGCAAGCUGGCACUUGUCGACGCACCAGUUGCUUGGCUCUCUGCAAGAACGACGAUCCGGGCUCAUCGCCUGCCGGGCCGAUUUGACAUCGGGUCGCUUGGCGAUUACAUCCAAGCAGACGCCUACUUCCAGAAGGUGAACAGCACUGGCCCUUCGCAGUAG